CCGAGGUUGGUUGCGCGGGCGCCGGGGAAGGAGACGCUGUCCUUCCGCAGCGAUGGGAUCCAGGCUCUGUGGAGGGACCUUCUGGUAUGUGUGUCCCUGUCCUUUCGGGGCGUGGAUGGUGCCUGGGACCCAGCCAGCGACCAGUUGAAGACGUUCUCCUUGGAAGCUCUCGGCCCCGAGGGCUCUCGCCUGGGGUGCCGAUCCUGCCAUGGCAUUCCGGAGGACUGAGGGUGUGUCCAUGAUCCAGGCCCUGGCCAUGACGGUGGCAGAGAUCCCUGUGUUCCUUUACACGACGUUUGGGCAGUCUGCCUUCUCCCAGCUGCGGUUGACACCAGGCCUGCGGAAGGUCCUCUUUGCCACGGCCCUGGGGACUGUGGCCUUGGCCCUGGCCGCCCACCAGCUGAAGAGGCGACGGCGGAAGAAGAAGCAGGUCGGCCCCGAGAUGGGCGGCGAGCACCUGGGCACGGUGCCCCUCCCCAUCCUCAUGGCCAGGAAGGUCCCGUCACUGAAGAAAGGCUACUCCAGCCGGAGGGUCCAGAGCCCCAGUAGCAAGAGCAACGACACUCUGAGCGGCAUCUCCUCCAUCGAGCCCAGCAAGCACUCAGGCUCCUCCCACAGCUUGGCCUCGAUGGUAGUGGUGAACUCAUCCAGCCCCGUGGCUGCAUGCUCGGGGCCGUGGGACACCAGAGGGAUGGAGGAGUCUGUGACCACCAGCAGCGGCAAUGCUGAGAGCCUCUACAUGCAAGGCAUGGAGCUAUUUGAGGAAGCCCUGCAGAAGUGGGAGCAGGCGCUGAGCGUGGGGCAGAGGGGGGAUGGCCUCCGGAACCCCGAGACCGCUUCAGAGGCGCCGUCUGAGCCAGAGUCACAGCGAAGGGAGUUUGCGGAGAAGCUGGAGUCCCUGCUGAACCGGGCCUACCACCUGCAGGAGGAGUUCGGGUCCACCUUCCCGGCCGACAACAUGCUGCUGGACCUCGAGCGGACCCUCAUGCUGCCCCUGACCGAGGGCUCGCUGCAUCUGCGGGCGGACCAUGAGAACAGCCUGACCUCGGAGGAUUCCUUCUUCUCUGCCACUGAGCUCUUUGAGCCCCUGCAGGUCGGAGAUUACCCGAGCCCACUCUCCAGGCCUGCCGCCGCCUACGAGGAGGCCCUGCAGCUGGUGAAGGAGGGCAGAGUGCCCUGCCGGACCCUCAGGUGCUGUGACUCUGCGCUUCCCCUCAGGACAGAACUGCUGGGCUGCUACAGUGACCAGGACUUUCUGGCCAAGCUGCAUUGUGUGCGGCAAGCCUUCGAGGGCCUCCUGGAGGACAAGAGUCACCAGUUUUUCUUCGGGCAGGUUGGCCGGCAGAUGGUGACGGGCCUGAUGACCAAGGCUGAGAAGAGCCCCAAAGGCUUCCUGGAGAGCUACGAGGAGAUGCUGAGCUACGCCCUGCGGCCGGAGACCUGGGCCACCACACGGCUGGAGCUGGAGGGCCGAGGGGUGGUGUGCAUGAGCUUCUUCGACAUCGUGCUGGACUUCAUCCUCAUGGACGCCUUCGAGGACCUGGAAAACCCCCCGUCCUCGGUGCUCGCCGUCCUGAGGAACCGCUGGCUGUCGGACAGCUUCAAGGAGACGGCCCUGGCCACUGCUUGCUGGUCUGUCCUGAAAGCCAAGAGGAGGCUGCUGAUGGUGCCUGAUGGCUUCAUCUCCCAUUUCUACUCCGUAUCGGAGCACGUUAGCCCCGUCCUAGCCUUCGGCUUCCUCGGACCCAAGCCUCAGCUCUCUGAAGUCUGUGCUUUCUUUAAGCACCAGAUCGUGCAGUACCUGAGGGACAUGUUCGACCUGGACAACGUGCGCUACACAUCGGUGCCGGCGCUGGCGGACGACAUCCUCCAGCUGUCCCGGCGCCGCAGCGAGAUCCUGCUCGGCUACCUGGGGGCGCCGGUGGCCAGCAGCAUUGGCCUGAACGGUGUGCUGCCCCGAGAGAACGGGCCCCCAGGGGAGCUGCAGUAGUGGUGGGUGUGGACCUGGGAGGGGUGGCUGGCUGGUCCUCAUUCACGUGGGUGAUGGCAGAGAGAAGGCCUUGGGGGUGGCAUUGGAGGCCUGGGUGUCUAGCCGUCAGCAGUGGCAGAGCCCAGGCCAUGGUGGCCAAGGGUGCUCGCCCCUGACCUCGCCCCCACCCCAACCUCCAUCACCUGGGAAUCCCCGAGGCCCAGGGGAUAAACUUUCUCGGAGCGGCGUGGAGCCCCGAGGGGCCCGCCUCAGCUGUUCAUGGGAAAGCAGAGGCUGGACCAGUGGCCAGUGGGGCCUGAGGCGUUGUGAGGAGAAUCAGGACAGGCAGAGAUGGGAUGCCCCGGGGGUGGGUGCCCAAAACCUCCCGCCACCCCGGGGCUGCUGAGUGGGGCUGGGAGGGUGGAGAUGAAAGAGGGGGUGGCCGGGCUCUGCGGCGAAGGAACCUGGGCUGGACGGUCUCAGAUCCAGGCAUCUGCCCGGCCAGUCCUGACGGCCCGCUGCCACCCGAGAGAAUGUGCUGCUCCAGAGAUGGAGGGUGGGAGCCACAGAGUGUGGCCGGGGGGCACCUUGGUGGGCGGCGGGCCUGGGCCAUCCAGAGGCGGGCCCGCUUUCCUUGCGCUCACGUCAGGGCGGGGACCAGGCCCUUGGACAAACCCAAGCACUGAACCGGGACACCAUCCUUAGGCAUACCCUGCCUAAGACCGUCAUUUCUCCUCCCACCUACCUCUGCCACCACCAAAGACGGAGGAGGUGGGGCUGGUCCCCUCGCCCCUGCCCCGCCCUCUGUGAGCCCGGAACUCCCUGGCUGGUGCUAGGCACUGAGCUGGAGGCUCUGACCCGGGGUGCCCAGGGGCCACAUCAGGGGAGGUUAGAGGAUGUAGGCGGCUGGACCAGCAUCAGGACAAGAAACUUGCCCGGCACUUUGCCUUCAACUCGAUGACAAACGCUCUCAAGCCAUGUAGCGGUGCACAGCCCGCCUCCCCGCUGGUCCUGCAGAGGAAGGCCGGCCGGCAUUUGUAGACGCACUUCUCUUACAGUGUUUUCACCUGAGGUGGGCUGUUUUAUUUAUUGCCUUAACACUUUAUUUUGAGGUCUGCCCCUUUCCAGGUGGAGAGGCCUACAAGACAAACAGACUCCUGGUUCUCCACACUCUGGAGUCGGGACUGGCUCAGACGGGGCCGGUGGGGGGGCACCCUCCCCUGAAUGGCAAAGGGGGGCAGGGCGGGGGGUGGUCUGGCCCUUGGGGGCGGGAAGGAGGGGGGAUGGGAGAGGGCCCACUAUCUCUGAGCCCAGUCCCUCCCCAACGUGGUCCCUCCUGCCCCCCAGACUGUAAGACCGCUGUGCACUAACCAUGCUUCUGGCUCCAAACCCACUUCUCUGGAGUCGCUGCCCUGGACAGAGCAGCCACCUGGGCGGGAAGGACCUGGGCAGCCCCUCCAUCCUGACAUUCCGUUCAUUUGCACUUCCCCGCGCUGUGAAUGUAAUCUUGCGCCUGGGCCCCCCCGGCUGCUCUGAUUUGCUCCCGAAUCACAGAGAAGUGGCAUUUUCAUUUUGUCUUUGUUUACACGUCCAUGCACUGCCUCUGGCACUUGAUUUGUUGCAGCUUCCCACUUUUGUAUGGUAGGGCGUGUGCACAUCGACUCCGAGUCAAAUAAAUGAUUUAAUGAUUUCCUUCCA
Messenger RNA from Balaenoptera acutorostrata (minke whale), 3667 nucleotides. It is a transcript of the gene MIGA2, whose product is annotated as mitoguardin 2. Lineage: Eukaryota; Metazoa; Chordata; Mammalia; Artiodactyla; Balaenopteridae. Gene Ontology annotation, biological process: mitochondrial fusion. The record is from RefSeq and is a predicted model, not a curated record. The transcript has 16 exons. The coding region runs from base 209 to 1990 and encodes 593 amino acids.